CGAUCGGCCCACCUGAUGACGACGCCGCCCGGGGCCGCCGCCAUUGGUCAGGCGCCGAGCGGGGAGGGUUGCCAGGCGAUGUGGCGCGCGGCGCAGCGGUUGGCGGCGUCGGCAGCAGCUGUUGCUGCCGGGGCAGCCGGAGGAGAAGGCUCUGCAGCCCGCGCGCUCUCCGCUUCUGCUUCCUCCGCCUCCUCGUCUUCGUGGGGAAGCUUGUAUCGUCGCAGCCUCGGACAGGUGCUGCAGCCACUGCCGCCUCCUCAGUCUCGGCGGCCGCUUCCUUCGCUUUGCGUGAGUGCAGAGGCCGCGUGCCGGCCCGGGGACGGAACGCGUAUUUUUAUUAGGAGCAUCAAUACUGCAACCAUGCCUGAAAUAAAUACAAAUGAACUGGAUGAGCAGCAGGUAGAGUUGCUGGCAGAGAUGUGCAUCCUUAUUGAUGAAAACGACAACAAAAUUGGUUCAGAUACCAAGAAAAACUGCCACCUGAAUGAGAACAUUGACAAAGGACUGCUGCAUCGUGCUUUCAGUGUCUUCUUGUUCAAUACGGAGAAUAAACUGCUAUUGCAACAAAGAUCAGAUGCCAAAAUCACUUUCCCAGAUUGCUUCACCAACACUUGUUGCAGUCAUCCCCUGAACACUGUGCUUGAAGUAGAAGAAAAGAACGCAAUUGGCGUUCGAAGAGCAGCUCAGAGGCGCCUGAAAGAAGAGCUAGGAAUUCCAAUGGAACAGGUAACACCAGAAGAAAUCCUGUACUUAACCCGAAUUCACUACAAAGCUCAGUCCAAUGGGAUCUGGGGAGAACAUGAAAUCGAUUACAUCUUGUUUGUGCAGAAGAAUGUGACGCUGAAUGCAGAUCCCAAUGAAAUUAAAAGCUAUUGUUAUGUGUCACAGGAAGAACUGAAAGAACUCCUGGAAAAAGCAUCCCGAAAUGAAAUUAAGAUUACUCCAUGGUUCAAACUGAUUGCAGAGACUUUUCUCUUUAAAUGGUGGGAUAACUUGAAUAAUCUGAAUAGGUUUGUGGAUCAUGAAAAGAUUCACAGAAUGUAACAGCUUGUAGAAUAUGCUGCUCUAAAAACGAUAUAGUACCAUUUAAUACUGAUAAAUGGCAAUAUCUGAAGCACUAAUUAUAAGUUGACUGCAGCACAGGGAAUGAAUUAGGAAUAAGAAGAUAUCCUGUGAAGGGAAAUUGAUUUUAUCUCUGGCUGAUUGUUAAAGCUUGAGUCUUUUCUGCCUUUCAUUUCUUGGAGUAAUUAUUUGGAUUAUUAACAAGCUUUCAAUGGGAAUGUAUUUGUUGAUAUAAUCACUAGAAUCUGAGGUUUAAUACUGACUAGGCUACCAGUCAAGAUUGAAAGUUAAAUCUUAGCCAGGAUACCUCUCUAUUUUUCAGGGUAGGCUGUUUGCUGUACAAUAGGGAAGGAGUUAGUUAUUUAGUCAGAAAUCCCAUUAGAUACAGACAAACCCAAUGGAGUUCCCAGACUAGUUUUGUUCUUGGCUUAAUGCAGGGGAGGGGGGCGCUAACAUGUGACUCUCCAUCACUCCUAACUAGCAUAGCUGUUGAGAUUUCUGGUCCUAAAGGCUGCAUCUUGAAUGUCAGACUAAAGUCCAUGUUAGGGGAUAAAAGAAACAGUACUUACAUUCAAGAGUUGGCCUAUUUCAUCCACUCAUUUUCAGUUUUCUGGUGCGCUAGCAGUAUGGAGUAUGUGGGGUAAUAAGUAAGUGUGGUGUUAACUGCUCUAAUAGUACCUGUUCACUUGUAAACUGUGCAUGAUGAAAACCAUUACGGGGCAGAACUAGGUAGUAUUCAAAAUGUCAAGUGAGAAUUUGUACUUCAGUCGUCUCCAAAUGUGCCUUCCUUUUUUGAAUUAUUUGCUGUAAAAAGGAAAGGAAUUCUUGGGCCUGCCUAGUAACUCUUCACUUUACCUUGACUUAAGGGUGUUCCAUUUUCAGAUAUAACUAGAUAGUAAAAACUGUGCAUAUUCAGACAUUCUGCUGUGUUCCAGAAAGCUGCUGGUGUAUUUUUAAUCAUUAAAAUGACUGAAUCCUAACAAGUGAACUUAAUACUUCUUCAUGAAAAAAAUUAAUGUGUUCCAUUUAAAUUUUCCAUAACCUGUUGAAUUUAGGCUAGUUAAUAGAAAACCAAUUUUUGAGGAAUACAAUAUGACAAAUGUUAAUAAUUAUUGGACAGGCCCAUUGAGCUAAAUUUCUGACCUUAAAAAAUGCUUGUUCUUGAUCAGUGCCCCAUCUUGGAAGUUUUUUAGAAGCUCAACUGAAGUGUAAAAUGCAGAUCAAGGACGGUGUCCAAGAGGACACCAGCACUGCUAACAACCGGAGUCAAAGAGGCUGCUAUUCCUUCCAAAAAUGGAGGUCUUGCCCAAAUAAGGAAAACAAAAAGGAACACAAACUUUGGCAAAUGAGACAAUAAAGGUUCCUUAAAAAAAUGGAGCAGCACACUGCUAAAAACAUGAACAACAAAACAUUUAAAUACCUUUAAAUAGGAAGACAGUUGGUAUCUUGGAUGAAAAGGGAGCAAAAGGAGUGCUAGAGGUGGCUCAGAAUCCGAAUGAAUUCUCUGCUUUUGUUUUCACAGCAGAGGAUAUAGGACAGAUCCUGUACCUGAACUAACUUCUGCUAUCUGCGGUAAAUGAAAAACAGUUCUAGGCUUAAUAGACCAAAUAAAAACUAACAAUUGCCAGAUUGAGAUGGCAUCCACCUAAGGGUUUUAAAAAAAAUCAAAUGUGAUUUUCUAACAAAAAUAUGUAACUUUUGCCUCGGAUCAGCCUCCAUUUCUGGGAACUGGAAAGUAGCCAAUAUAACAUUAAUUUUAAAAAACUGAUCCAGGAGGAAUCCUGAAUUGGUCCAUCUAGCUCAGUACUGCCUAAGGGGGCUUCUAUAUGUUUCAAACCUGCUUAUAAAGUUAUGUGCUCAGCUCUGCGUGUAUCUUGAUAUUAUUAUAAAUUGCAACGUUUUGUUACCACUAAAUUUGUUAAUAUAGCUUUAUGAUAGAGCUGCUGCUUCCCAUAUCUAAUGAGAUGUAGUUAAAAUAGACCUUUGGGAAAUGAUACUUACUACCAGACCUCCAGGUAUUCAGUACAGAGAAAAAGUACCCCAGCAGAUUGAGAUAUGCAUCAUUUGGUAUGUACUUCUGCUGAAGUAACUGAAUGAAUGUUUGGGUUAUUUAUUUUAUACUUCAUUACGACAGAACUAACAAUAAAACCACAACUUUACUGGAAUAAAUUCUCCACAAAC
Messenger RNA from Podarcis muralis (Common wall lizard), 3243 nucleotides. It is a transcript of the gene IDI1, whose product is annotated as isopentenyl-diphosphate delta isomerase 1. Gene Ontology annotation, molecular function: isopentenyl-diphosphate delta-isomerase activity. Gene Ontology annotation, biological process: isopentenyl diphosphate biosynthetic process; isoprenoid biosynthetic process. Gene Ontology annotation, cellular component: cytoplasm. The record is from RefSeq and is a predicted model, not a curated record. NCBI's taxonomy places the organism in Eukaryota, Metazoa, Chordata, Lepidosauria, Squamata, Lacertidae.